Molecule: messenger RNA, 5890 nt
Organism: Actinia tenebrosa (Australian red waratah sea anemone)
Lineage: Eukaryota; Metazoa; Cnidaria; Anthozoa; Actiniaria; Actiniidae
Source: RefSeq, a predicted model, not a curated record
CUUUGUCUGACAGCGAGAAUUGUGCAUUCCAUAAGAUGUAACUUCAAGUGUACGAGAUAGGACAACUGAACGUGCUCAGACAUCACUGAAAAUAUCUCGGAUGUUUAUUCAGGAAGGAUUGAUUUUCGUGACGUGUUGCCUUUUCGCUUUAGUUCAAGGCUGCAGUCAACCAUGCAUCUUUGUGUCAAACACAACAGACAUUCUCUCKGUCAACACAGAUUUCACUUCCUCGAAACCAGUCUUCAAGACGCUCACACGAGCGGUCGCUAUUGGCGUCCACGUCAACCGAAGGUUCAUAUUUUGGAGUGACGUAAUCGAGAAGAAUAUAAAAAGAGCAAACAUAGAUGGAAGUAACGUAUCAAUCAUUAUUGACAAUACUGUUGGUAUUUGUGACGGACUGGCCGUGGAAUGGACUGCGGAUCUUCUGUACUGGAGCGACACGAACGUAAAUACUAUAGAAGUAGCAAGACUUGACGGGUCAAAAAGAACAGUUCUUGUUACUAGUCAGUUGGACAAGCCACGAGGAAUAGUUCUGGAUCCAUCGUCUGGAUUGAUGUUUUGGACUGAAUGGGGUUCMARUCCMAGAAUAGAGCGAGCUUAUCUCAAUGGCAAAAGCCGUCAAACGAUCGUMAGUUCAUCCAUCGGAUGGCCCAAUGGGAUAACAUUAGACCUCACAGCCAAAAUAAUCUACUGGGUUGAUGCCGAUACAGAUAAAAUAGAGUCAGCAGAUUACUCUGGCAAUAAUCGCAAGCAAAUCUUUYAUCGUCGUGGCAUACAUCCCUUUGGAGUGGCGCUGUUUGGUUCUUGGUUGUUCUGGACCAACUGGCAUCCAAAAACCGAGCUCAACAAGAUGGAUACGAAAACRGGAUCYUUGCAAAACAGGCUAUCUAUUAGCGGGAYAMGGAUGGGCGUUGCCGUGUUUGACAGCUCCUUACAGCCUUCGUUCAGAAACGAGUGUCAAGAAAACAAUGGUGGCUGCAGUGAUCUGUGUCUGCUUACUCCUUAUGGACAUGAUUGCGCAUGCGUAGCGGGUUUCUCUCUUUCAGUAGAUGGGAAAACAUGCGAGAGAGUAGUGAACGACCUCAUCUUAUUCACGGAUAAUAGCUACAGAACAAUCAACAUCAUUGCCCCCAAAGAGAACUAUAAAACCUGGAAAAUAUACCACCAACACACCAGAAACAAUUACCCAGUAGCCAUCGACUUUGAUCCUAUUGAAAGCCGAUUAUACUGGACAGACUUGCUGGCUAAGCACAUCGCCCGCGUUUUAUUCUUAUCRACGUCAUACGAAGUGAUUUAUAAAAAAGGUAUUGUAAGGCCAGAAGGACUGGCUAUUGACUAUGCUGGAMGAAACCUUUACUGGACAGAUGGUGGAGCCAAUAGAAUCGAGGUUGGCAAGUUAGAUGGAAGUUAUAGGAAAACACUGAUCAGUGAAGAUCUGGACGAACCAAGAGGRAUUGCCAUUCACGGCGAUAACGGAGUGAUGUAUUGGACAGACUGGGGUAAGAGACCAAAGAUCGAGUCUUCUUUCAUGGAUGGCACUCAUCGCAGAACCCUCUUCAACGUGUCCCUCGUCUGGCCCAAUGGAAUAACUAUCGACAAAAAGCAAUCCAAGCUCUACUGGGUCGAUGCUGGCCUUGAUAGGAUAGAAGAAUGUGAUCUAGAUGGAGGAUACCGUAAGGUUGUACUACAACAGAGUAGUAUCCAUCCAUUUGGUUUGGCAUUGUAUGAUGGGAAUGUCAUCUGGUCAGAUUUAAAGAUGAAAGAGAUUCUAAAGGUUGAAAYUGAAAGUGGAAGAGUUGAAAAUUUGACAUCGGGAGUGGCAAAACCACUUGGAAUCCAUGCUUACGAACGAAAUGCUUUUGAUCAAGGUACCAACAACUGCAGUUUAUCUAAUGGCGACUGUGCCUACUUAUGUCUUCCAACACCACGUGGACGUACUUGCACAUGCGCAGAUGGAACCACAACGAACAGCACUGACCUGGAUUUCUGUAACCAUGGAAAAUGUUCUCCACCAAACCCGAAGCCUAAUGCUGUCCUGGUGUCACCGGACUGUGGCAGACAAAAUGGAUCUCGCUGCUYGUUUAGCUGUAGAAAGGGCUAUUCGUUGAGAAGUGGAAGCACCUCAAUACUGUGUCAAAUGAACGGCAAGUGGUCAGCGGAAAGCCCUACCUGCACAGAUGGCCUUCCCCCUACCUUUACAUCAUGUCCAAGCAAUAUACUAGUGUACGCAGACCCAGGAGAAACAUCUGCCACAGUGGACUGGGCACCACCAAUUGCGUCAGACAAUGCGGAUGAUUUGCCUGUUGUGAAGUCAAUAACAGGAAUUGACCCGCCAGCAAKACUUGGUAAAGGAAAACACUAUGUGGUGUACUCAGCUACAGACAAAGAAAAUAACAGAGAGAUAUGUCGGUUUGAGAUUACUGUCAAAGUAAUAUACUGUCCACCCGUGAUUCCUGACGGGGUUUUGCAGCUUGCCAACUGUGAUGCGCAUCAUGGAAGCAACUGCAGCUUUACCUGCCCGGUGGGAUAUACACUAGUUGGCAUGGCAACGAUCACGUGUUUGGUAAAAAAUGAAUCUAAACCAAUAGGAACAUGGAAYGGAGAACCACCAAAAUGCGAAGUGGUCAGGUGUCCACCCCUUCAAGUUCCUGACAACGCUAUUCUAUUUGGCUGCAGUGACUUACCCUUUCAGGUGUUUGGUACUGUSUGUCACUUUUCGUGUCUCCAUGGAUACCAGUCAUCUAAGCCGUUGUCAAGGAGGUGUCUCGCGAAUGGAACGUGGAGCGGAAAGGAUACGGUUUGUCAAGCCAACAGGUGUCCUUCUCUAACCCCUCCUCAUAAUGGGUCCAUUGCACCAUCCACCUGCUUACAACGUAGUAUCUACGGUACUAUCUGUACUCACUCGUGYGCUACUGGAUACAGACUCCAUGGUACCAAAACACGUAUAUGCAGAUCGAAUGGACGAUGGACAGGACGAAACGACACUUGGUGUCAAGAUGUGACCCCUCCAUCGUUUUCGUCAACCUGCCCACGUGACAUGGUCUACAUCGUUGAUCCGUGUUCCAGUAAUGUAACAGUUAACUGGACCACACCUACAGCAAAAGACAAUUCAGGUGUUGUAAGGCUGCAAGGUCCAAGUCAAGGUCCUCCAUUAACAUUAACUCCAGGGAUCUACAUUAUUAACUAUACAGCCAUAGACAUCGUGRGCUUUAGACGGAAGUGUGUUUUCAAGAUCCAAGUAAGCCGACGAUCUUGCAGACAUCUCACGGCUCCUUCUAAUGGYUUGAUAUCAUCCCUGUCUUGCGGUACCUACUAUGGCUCUGUGGCAACCUUUACAUGUCAACCUUGGCACGUGUUAAGUGGUUCAAAGACAAUAACUUGUAUGAGGAAUGGGCAAUGGUUGGGCAAUGAAACAAAGUGUACGAGAGUUACCUGCCCCGCCCUUACCCAGAUUAARAAUGGAGCAAUCGAGCCAAACGCGUGUGUUACUGGGUUCCCUGUGCUUUCUGGUACCCGCUGUUUUGUAAAGUGUAAUCUAACCAAUGGCUACAGAAAUGCUGGUGUCCGUCACUUGACGUGCUCUGGAAAUGGAUCGUGGUCAGUGGAUAUCAACCUUAUCWCAUGUCAAGAUGUAGCAGCACCUACUCUCCAAUGUCCAACAGACGCAAACACUGUCACUGAUCCAGGAAAAGCCUUUGCAACGUUUUCUUGGCCGAGGCCUGAGCCAAAGGAUAACUCCGGAGAGAGACCCACGCUAACUGUUAAACCAAAUGGACUCACAUCUCCUCAUCAGUUCCAAGUUGGAAGAACAUUGCUCACGUACACUGCAACGGACUCAGCCAAKCUGCAAUCAGUCUGUUCKUUUGUAGUCACAGUUCGAGAUAUUGAAGACCCYAAGCCUUUGUUUUGUCCACCAAACAUGGAAAUAAAAAGCGAAAAGAGGUUUAGUAUGGUCAAACUGCCGCGGGCAGAGUUCRCUGACAACGUCCGUGUGGCCAGCAUCACAACUGACAGACAAAAUGGUUCCACMUUAUCGUGGGGAGAGCAUUACGUGAACUAUACUGCAUACGAUGACGCGGGAAACAGUGCCAAAUGUACGCUUAAGAUUACCAUAACAUCCCCYGGAUGUACCAAACCCAGUCCUCCUCUCCACGGAGCUGUUGCCUGUGAAGUCAUGGCGGCGGGGAUGAUGUGUACAGUACACUGCAACCCUGGGUACAAGUUUGUUGCUAUGCCUCAACAAGUWUAUGUUUGUACUCCUAAAGGAAAAUGGUACAAUGGCGGACUCUUAAGCAAGUCAUUGCUAAGCGUACCUGAUUGUUCGGCUGAGAAAACACCUAAACUAAAUUUGGAUGGUAGUCUUCACUAUUUGACUCAAAACUGCCAGGCACACGAUCACCAACAAGUGCGCAAGAAUUUUCUGGGCCUCCUUCUAAAGCAUCCCAUGGGACAAGCAUGUAACUUCAGACCUUGCAAAAUUGAGAGCGUCAAAGUGACAUGUUACGCUGGACGACACAAACGAAAUGCGGAUACAUUAGUUGUGUCAUUUGAAAUUGGAAUGCCUUUGGUUAAGAAUGCUAGUACUGAGAUAACGGAACUAGAACAGGAACUUAAGGAAGCCGUUUCAUAUUUUCAAGUAAUGGGAAAGUUUCUCUUGCUAAAAAGAUCUACGCCAGURAGGCUUCGCGUCAGGGAUAUCAAGUGUGAAGAUGGACAAGUGCUGAAAGACGAUGUUUGUGCUUCCUGUCCACCUGGGCAUUUCUUUUCUUCAUCGACGCCUUAUUCUUGUGUUUCAUGUCCUGUCAAUCAUUAUCAGGAGAAGGAGGGACAGAUUCGUUGCAUUCCUUGCCCAGCUGGGACUUCAACACAUGGGCUAACUGGAACAAGACUGCGAACAUCGUGUAAACGUACUAGAGGUUACUUCUAGAUGUAUUUAUAAAGAAUUACGAAAUGCGUAUCUUGACAGUGAAGAAAAUUUUGUAAAAUGCAUACUGCUAAUCAUCCCUUGAGCCAAUCAUAUGGAAAUAAGAUUAAUUUUGAUCUUUUGGUGUAUUUGAACUUAAUACUUAACAGAGUGAUUGAAACAGUAGAAAUUUCAGGAAAUAAUACUAAACCUGAAAAAAACUCGAAGUGUUMAGGCUUCGAGUAUCCUCACUGUAAAUCCUGUGAUAAACUAUUUUUUGGUGAAUUCACGGGAGUCGAACAUGAACUAAAUCAUUUGUGCGUGAAAAAUUACUGGAUGGUUUUCAGGUUAAAAUAAAAGGCGGGGCAGUUUUGAAAACAUAGUAAAAACAUGUAUGACAUGUUAUGACAUGUAGCUCGAGGGUGUUUUUGUGGAGGGGCGUGGUAGAAACACGUGGGCAUAUAUUGAGGAUGCGCGCUGCUAUCCCGCGAAUAAUUUUGCGCGCCUUUUAACAUCCUGCUAUUUGAUGCUUUACUUUAUAUAUGAGAAACUUAAUGAAAUUCCACUAAACUCUGCAACCUUGAAGUGCUACUUAUGGAAGCUACUUCUAUCAUGAUGACCUGAGUCAGAACCUGGUUCAAAUAAACCAGUAACAUUUUUUUUAGAAAUCGAACUUUAUACUACCUUUUUGGUUUUCCCAAACGUCAGUGAAUUGUUGUAAAGCGUAGACCGCUACAAUACUUUUCGGACGAGGAGAGAGAUACCUCAGUUGCUGAGCGAAAUAGGCGCCUUUUCACUGCUGGAAAACAUGUAGACAGCUGUCAAAUGACAGUGAUACGCGCUGCUGGACAUCAUCCUAUAGAAUAUAUAGUAUAUCUCGAUAAGUACCAGCAGAGAUAAUAAAAAACGAAAUGAUUUAACAAGAAAAUGAAAUAUACAUGAUCAUAAUAUCAACACAUAGUUAAAUAAAGUUAUAUUUCUUCAAGA